AUGGCAGAUAAUGACGAUUAUUUAGAUUCGAUUGACAACAACCAUCUAGACGGAACCAACGGUUCAUUAAACAUGACCGACAACAGCCUAGGCGGUGAUGAAGCUUCAGGUACAGAUGUACCUGACCUGGCCGCGAUUAAGGCCAGGGUUAGGGAAAUGGAAGAGGAGGCAGAGAAACUUAAACAGAUGCAUACAGAGGUGGACAAACAGAUGAGCUUAGGAAGCCCGCCGGGACUGACGAGUCCCCUAAAUAUGUCGCUUGAAGAAAAAAUUGAGACUGACAAUAGGUCAGUUUAUAUUGGCAAUGUUGAUUAUGGUGCUACAGCUGAGGAACUCGAGCAGCACUUCCAUGGCUGUGGGUCUAUUAAUAGGGUGACAAUAUUAUGUAAUAAGUUUGAUGGACAUCCAAAAGGAUUUGCUUAUAUUGAAUUUGGAGACAAAGAUAGCGUUCAAACCGCCAUGGCGAUGGACGAGUCAUUGUUUAGAGGCAGGCAGAUAAAGGUAAUGCCGAAGCGUACCAACAAGCCAGGCCUAUCGACUACAAACCGUCCACCUCGCGGUGCCAGAGGUCGCGGUCGAUCCUACCGCGGUGGCUUCACGCCGUACUUCGCCGGCUACCGGCCCAUGCGCCGCGGCAGGUACUACCCAUACUAA
Molecule: messenger RNA, 654 nt
Organism: Danaus chrysippus (African queen)
Lineage: Eukaryota; Metazoa; Arthropoda; Insecta; Lepidoptera; Nymphalidae
Source: the annotation of a GenBank genome assembly